GGCGUAACAAAAUUUACAUGUUCACAGAACAUUUUUACCGUUGCAAUGGAUCACAAGAAUGGACGUAAUGGGUCUUGGGACUCGAAGAUGUCCGUGAGCAGUGGCAGUACACAUGCAAAGCGAUUUAGGAAAUCAUCAAGUUCCAUACUCUCUUCCGAUUCAGAUAUAAGAUUUACGCGAAGAAAGUUGAGUUCCCAGUACAAAUGUGGGUGUUGUAUAAUAGCUGCCUUCCUACUUCUUCUAUUGUUGGCAAGCGCAUCCGUUUAUGUGGGAUACACGUUUUUCGUUUCACAUAUCCCAGAUGAACAAGUCUAUAGGGGGACCUUCAAAGUUGCCAAUGGAGACACGUUUCAAGCAGAACUAACUGAUCCCUCGAGUCAAAUUUUUCAAGAAAAAUCGAGAGAUUAUAGAGAAAGACUGAACUUAUUAUUUAGAAGAAGCUUUAUUCGAUACGGUUUUGACAGAGCAGAAAUCCUGGCUUUUGACGGCAAUGAAGACGAAGAUCUGAUUAUCCAUUUUAGCAUUUACAUAAAUCCUGUUUAUGUUAACAUAAAGGCUAAAGACUUAGAAAUGUUACUAGCCAAAGACAUAAAUUCUAAGGAACCAAUUUACUUUCCCGACAUAGUCAUUGACCCUGAUUCUCUAGAAAUUGUCCAAGGAGAACUGAUUCCACGAAGCACGACCGUGCCUUCGACGAAGCCCUCCACCAAAACUACCACCCAGUUACCUCCACCUCCUCGAAAAUGUGUUCCUACACAAAUAACCUACUGCUCAAAAGUAAAUUACAAUGUUACAUCUUUCCCUAACAUUUUUGGGCACAACAGUAUUAAAGAUGUUAUGGAAGAUUUCAUAUCGUUUAGGGAAUUGGUGGAUGCUGAGUGUUACAGAUCAGCUUUUGAAUUCAUUUGUCAAACGCUUCAACCACCCUGUAAAAAGGGAGAAGACGAGGAUGAAAUGGUUCUUCCUUGCAGAAGUUUCUGCAGAGAAUUUUUGAGCGGUUGUGGAGAUAGACUGUUACCGAAAUACAAAAAUUCACUUGAUUGUAGCCGAUUUCCUGAAUUUCAAGGAAAAGGAUCCUGCAUUACCAAACCCGAUUGCGUACAAGAGAUGCAAUCUCGCGCCUUAUCACCGAGGAUCUGCGAUGGAGUAAUAGACUGUCAGGAUUUGUCAGAUGAAUUCUCGUGUUCUUACUGCCCUAGUGACCAUGUUCAUUGCGGUGUCGGUCGUGUCUGCAUUCAUCCUUCGAAAAGAUGCGAUGGAAGAGUGCAAUGCCCCGACGGCAGUGACGAAAGAGGUUGCUUGAGCCUAGCGCCUAGCGUGGCAAACGUGACGUCGGCCAACAUCGUGACGCCACACCUUCCCCGCUAUCAUUCCGAAGGAUUCGUGACUUUCAACGAAAAAGGACAAGUGGGCAAACUUUGCGCGGAAACGCCGCCCGGUAUGAAGCUUGGCGAAAACGAAACCUCCGAGGUAUUGCACACCGUUGCUGCAUCUUUAUGCAAAACCCUGACAUUCAAGAAAUUAUUAUCAGUGAGCGUCGAGAUAGAUCAAGAACCCAACGUGCCAUAUGUUGUCAUUAAGGAACCUAAAGGAUCUCAAAUUAAUUUCGUUAGAAGUGAAUGCCCCAGUAAACAAGUUUUAAAAGUCGAAUGCUCUGAUAUAGUUUGCGGAAUUCAAACAACCAGACCGCCAUCUGCGGGAAUAAACGGUUUAUCAAAAAUGUCAUCUUACGGGGAUUGGCCUUGGCAUACAGCCCUGUUCAAACAAGACGUUCACGUUUGCGACGGAACUUUGGUCUCUCCAGAUUGGGUCAUCACGACAGCUUCCUGCUUCCAAGGCCAACCAAAGGCAGAAUGGUCCGUGCGUUUAGGAACGAUACGUAUCACGAGUUCAUCCCCGUGGCAACAAGAACGAAGGAUUGUUGGGAUGGUAAAGUCACCCGUCGAAGGUAGUACUAUUGCCAUGGUCAAAUUGGAAUAUCCGGUAGCUCUGACAGACUUUGUCAGACCGGUAUGUCUACCGGAAGAUGACAAAGAGUUUUUGUUAAGUAACGCGACCUAUUGUAACGCUCUGGGAUGGUCGAGAAUGAGGGGACAAUUACAAAGGGUACAAAUCCAAGUAGCCAACAUGGACAAAUGCGAAAAUGUCAGCAUUUCUACUGCUAACAGCUUAUGCACUGGAGCAGUCUACGGCGAAAACGAUUGCAGUGAGGAAGAAUAUGCCGGAAGUCCCAUGCUUUGCCUCCUCUCUAGUGCCCGAUGGGCUUUAGUGGGCGUAACGAAUUGGAGAAUUGGAUGUUCCAUGGGAAGACCUAGGAUGUAUGACAAGAUAACAUCAAACGCAGAUUGGAUACGCGAAACUAUUAAUUCUAUUUCGAGGUAGUAGAAGAAUAUUUGGCAAAAAUCUUAAGAACAGAGACAACACUACGAACUAAAUGAUUGAAGUAUUCGGAUGCUGAAGUGAAAUAGUUAUGUAAUAUAAUAAUAACAACUCUUUCCAAAGGAAUAUGAAGUAAAGAAAUGUGUGCUUUUGAACAUCACACAAUUGAUAGUUACUCGCUGUGGACAGUUUUUCAGAGAAAGUGUAACUUUUAAAAAUCUUUAAAAAUUUACCUUUUUGUUUGGCCAUUUCAGUCAUUUCUUUUUAUGCAGCUAGGUCAACGGUAAUAUGUUUUCAAACUAAUUGUAAAGAAAGAAGCGACCUUAAUAUUUCAAGUGUCCAUUUCAAACACUUGUGUGUAAUUGUUAUUAAGUUAUUAUCUUAUUAUUUUCUCCGAGAAGCAUUGCGAUUCAAUCAUUCAUCUACUAAUUUGUGGCACUGAUUGAUAGGUAGCUGUUUUAAUAACAGGAAAUUUUGUUACUCGUUUAAUCUAAAGCCUUAUUUAAUAUUCAAGAAAUUGUU
Agrilus planipennis (emerald ash borer) is the source of this 2901-nucleotide messenger RNA. Its product is annotated as atrial natriuretic peptide-converting enzyme. The transcript has 9 exons. The annotation marks the transcript as partial. Gene Ontology annotation, biological process: proteolysis. The record is from RefSeq and is a predicted model, not a curated record. NCBI's taxonomy places the organism in Eukaryota, Metazoa, Arthropoda, Insecta, Coleoptera, Buprestidae. Gene Ontology annotation, molecular function: protein binding; serine-type endopeptidase activity.